This is a messenger RNA of Acipenser ruthenus (sterlet), 5562 nucleotides long. RefSeq names its product angiomotin-like. Gene Ontology annotation, biological process: angiogenesis; regulation of cell migration; establishment of cell polarity involved in ameboidal cell migration. The record is from RefSeq and is a predicted model, not a curated record. Gene Ontology annotation, molecular function: protein binding; signaling receptor activity. The coding region runs from base 640 to 3615 and encodes 991 amino acids. Lineage: Eukaryota; Metazoa; Chordata; Actinopteri; Acipenseriformes; Acipenseridae. Gene Ontology annotation, cellular component: cytoplasmic vesicle; plasma membrane; lamellipodium. The transcript has 14 exons.
CCAUCCUCAACUUUUGGAUUUCUUCAGCAUUGCAUAGAAAACCAAAAGGGGAGUUUAUAUAUAUAUAUUUUUUUUUCCCAACUCCUGAGAAGUGGUUUGAUUAAGUUGUUGGAACACAGUUAGGGGAUUUUGCUGUUUUUAAAGGAAGAGGGAGUCUUUCUUGCAUUAUUUUCAUAGCGCUACAAAAAGGAGAUUAUUGAAUUGUAUGGCAUCAGCGGAUAGGAUAUUUUUAGGGGAAAGAAAAAACGUGAAGCAGCAUUCUGAUUCCUAAUUUAGCGAUUCUUGGUAACUUUUUUUUAUCUGAGGAUCAGCCAUAUUUUCAAGCCUUCCAGUACCAAUAACCCGUGGGAUUACCAGAAAAAAAACUGAAGAUGUCUGUUAAUGAGUUUUAUGAAUGCACUGUAAAUGUAUGAUUUGAUUACGCUGUGCUUCAAAGUUCUGUUUUACAUUCCACGCGUUGAAUCUGGAGCUAGAAACUACAAGAGUCCCUGGGUGUGAAGGAUAUCGCAGAGCGGCUGUGCAUUGUGGAGCGGGUCGAGGAGGCUCUGAGGCAGCAGGACUGUGAGGAGUCUGGGUAUCUCCGGCAUGAGCUCUCCAUUAUAACCGAGGAAGAGGCUGAGCGCACCUGGGCAGAGGCAGAUGUUUCGGACAAGCACUUCCUCCUCCUUCAGAAUGAGAAGAAUUACAGAACACAAUAGAUGGCACGUGGAACGCGGCAGAAGCUCUUCCUUCCAUGAAGUCCACGGUUUCCGGGAGUUUGACAUGAGGACCGCGGAGGAAGCUUCCGGCAACAAUAACAAUACUGUCUUACAGCGCCUCCUGCAGGAGCAGCUCCGCUAUGGCAAUCCCAGCGAGAAUAGAAACUUCCUGGCUCUCCACCACCACCACCAGCAGCAGCAGCAGCAGCAGGGCCCGGUGAGCGGGAUCGGAUACGCGGGAGUGGGCCCCCCAGGAGAGGACCACCAGAUGGUCCCCCACUUGGCCCGUCAGGAGCCCCAGGGCCAGGAGCUACAGGUGGACAACAACGUGAUGGAGAAACAGUUGACCUUGCGGGGCGGCCAGGGUCCCAACUCCGAGGAUCUGCCCACCUACGAGGAGGCCAAGGUGCAGUCUCAGUACUUCAGGGGCCAGCAACAGAUGCCGCCAACCGUAGGUGCCGCCUUUUAUGUGACCGGGGUGACCAACCAGAAGCUGAGGACGGAAGGGCGACCAGCUGUGCAGAGGGUGAGCCCUGGGAAGGUGCACCAGGACGACGGGCUGAAGGACCUGAAGCAGGGCCAUGUCCGCUCUCUCAGUGAGAGACUCAUGCAGCUCUCUCUGGCCACCAGCGGGGUGAAAGCCCACUCACCAGUCACCAGUGCCCCUCUUUCCCCUCAAGCCCAGACCUCCUCGGACCUGUACCAAAACACGCCACCAGGAGCUGACUUCUAUAAGCAAGGGGGCCAGGGCGGGCAGCACCCCCAGCAGCCCCAGCACUCUCAACACUCUCAGCACUCUCAGCAAUCUCAACACUCUGUACACUCUCAGCAAUCUCAACACUCUGUACACUCUCAGCACUCUCAACACUCUCAGCAAUCUCAACACUCUCUGAAAGGGAUGGAGCACAGGGGCCCGCCCCCGGAUUACCCCUUCAAGAACAUGUCCACCUUGCCCAUGGCGUCCAAGCCUCAGGAACACGGGCAUUACUACACCGAGCACCGCGUGAGCCAGCAAGCCAGGGCUGACAUGCCAGUCAUGAGGUACCAGCCUCCACCAGAGUACGGGGCCCCCAGGCAAAACCAGGAGAGCUCGGGGCACCAGCAGCGGCUGGGCCACCAUCACAGCCCCACGUCCUCCAUGACCUCCCUGAGCUCCCUCUCACUGGGACAGUCCCCAAUCACGAGUGCCCAUCCCCAGAACCAGCACCCAGGGGACCCCUACUCGCCAGGCCCUCGCCAGCAGCACCAGGGAGACCCCUACGGCCUGGCCUCCCCUCCUCCCCGGGGCCAGCAGUUUCAGGGGGACCCCUACCCGGGGCCCCCCAGAGCCCAGCAGAAUUUCCCCCCCAGCCACUGCUUCCAGGGCGACCCGUAUGCCAUCGUGGCCAGGGCUCAGCAGAUGGUGGAGAUUCUCUCAGACGAGAACCGAGUUCUCAAGCAGGACCUGGACGUGUACAGCGACAAAGUGGUCAAACUGCAGAAGCUGGAGAUGGAGAUCCAGCACGUGUCAGAGGAUUAUGAGAACCUGGCCAAAUCGUCAACCAAGCGGGAGGCUCUGGAGAAAGCCAUGAGGAACAAGCUGGAGGGGGAGAUCCGGAGGCUGCACGACUUCAACAGGGACCUCCGAGAGCGAAUGGAGACGGCUAACAAACAGCUGGCAGCUAAAGAAUAUGAAGGCUCUGAGGAUAACCGCAAGACCAUCUCUCAGCUCAUUGCACAGAACAAAGAAAAUCUGAGAGAAAAGGAGAAACUGGAGAUUGAGCUGAAAUCCCUCCGUUCUGCCAAUGAGGACCAGCGGAGACACAUUGAAAUCCGGGACCAGGCUUUGAACAACGCACAGGCCAAAGUGGUCAAGCUGGAGGAGGAGCUGAAGAAGAAGCAGGUGUACGUGGAGAAGGUGGAGCGGAUGCAGCAGGCCCUGGUGCAGCUGCAGGCAGCCUGUGAGAAGCGAGAGCAGCUGGAGCACAGGCUGCGGACCCGGCUGGAGAGGGAGCUCGAGGCCCUCCGCAUGCAGCAGCGCCAGGGCGGGGCUCAGAGCAGCAGCGGCGCCCCCCCCGAGUUCAACGCCACGGUUCUGAUGGAGCACCUGCGUGAGAAGGAGGAGCGCAUCCUGGCUCUGGAGGCCGACAUGACAAAGUGGGAGCAAAAGUACCUGGAGGAGAGUGUCAUGAGGCAGUUCACUCUGGACGCGGCCGCCGACGCCACCACUCAGAGGGACACCCCCAGGAUCAGCCACUCCCCCAGCAGCAGCUACGACACAUCGGUGGAGGCGAGAAUUCAGAGGGAGGAGGAGGAGAUCCUGAUGACCAACCGCAGGUGCCUAGACAUGGAGAGCAGGAUAAAGAACCUGCACGCCCAGAUCAUUGAGAAAGAUGCCAUGAUCAAGGUGCUCCAAGUACGGUCUCGAAAGGAGCCCAACAAGACGGAUCAGUCCUCCCCCAUGAGGCCCUCCAAGUCCUUGAUGUCCAUCGCAAACCCCAGCCCCGUCUCCGGCCUGCUGUCACACUCCCUGGGCCUGAGCAGCAGCCCCAUCGCAGAGGAGAGGAAGGAGGAGCGGAGCUGGAAAGGGAGUCUGGGUGUUCUGCUGGGAACGGACUUUCGCACAGAGUCCCUGCGCACUGAAUCUAUCUCCUCCUCCCCCUCCCCGGUCCUCCCGUCCACCCCCAUGAUGUCAGCCCAUUCCAAGACUGGCAGCCGAGACAGCUGCACCCAGACAGACAAGGGCAGUGAACAGAGCAAGCCUACGUCCAGCCUUGCACUGCUGCCGGUUCAGUCUCGACUGGCCAGCCCCAGCCCAGUCUACAUCCCAGACAGGAUAGAUGGGCCAUCGUUCCACAGCGGGACCUUGGAUAGGAGAGCCCCAGUCUCACCACUGGGACAUGACAUCGACAACGAGAUGGUGGAGAUUCUCAUUUAAACCAGGAGAUGUGUGAGGCCUAGUGACCUCAGGAAGAUGAAAAAGACUUCUCUUUUAAAAUAUACAUUUUCAGUAGGAUUAUUCAGUAUAAGAACUAGCUGCUGAAGGCUGGGUUGACAUGAGGGUAUGCUUAAAUGCACUCAUUUUAAGCACCAUUUUCAUGAAAUCCUUAUAAGAAUGUAGAGCUAGUGAGUUUCUGAAUUCUCCUAUGUGGAACCAUCUCUGUUGUACAGUAUUUUGUCGGUGUUCUCUGUACCAACUGGACCAAAUGUGUUUGCUACCCCUUGGUUUCACUUAUUGCACUACCAUACUCUCAUUUCUUUCUCAUUGUUAAAUUUCGGAAGUAAUUAAACAGCAAGGAUAAUAUAUAUAUAUAUAUAUAUUUACAUUUCCCUUUCUAGUUUACAGUGUUUGCAAUUAUUCCGAGUGGCUGUGGGUUCUGUGGAUCCAAUAUUGAGUUAUUAUUUCUCUAAAUCUUUACAUUUCUAUAGACACAGUUAAAAAGGUCACAAUGUCACAUGAUUUGAAUGGAAUGAGCAAAUCUGUUUAGUUCAGGCACAGGAUUCUCCAGAAAAGCCAGGUAAAAUUAUAUUUGAAAUCAGUAUUGGAACAACAAAACCUAGAGCCACUCAGCAUGAUAGCAAAUAGUAAGAGAUAUAAAAACUACAAUAAAGUGACAUCUGAAGGUACUUGCUCCUUUAAAACAAUUGAUGCAAAUUGCAUUUAGCACUUGGAUAGCAACUUAUGAUUUUUCCAAUUGUAUAUAAAAUGUUUGCUGUUAAACUUGUAAAUAUCUAUAUAACGAAGGACAGGUCUCAUGUUAUUGUGUUGUAUUUGUAUGUUUUAUUUUAUACCGUAAUGCUUGUUUCCUUUGUGUGUGUGUGUGUGUUGUCAUGUUUGGGGCUGUUGCUACCUAGCAGUGAAUGGACAUGAGAUUCCUGGAGGCUGGCGCUGCUCUCUGUGCUGUCAGGAAUGUGAUUGGUCAGUGCCUGCCCUGCAUUCUAGUCUCAGAGAUCCACCCAGUAAAGGAAAUGACUUCCGCUGUCAUUUAUGUGUUUUUAUGAUGUUCGAUUCCUCCCAAUAAUAUUUCAAUCCCUGCAGUCUCUAGCUGCCUACACUUUGUUUACUCUCUGCACUAAAACAAACCCUAGUUAUUUUGUAUUUUUUUUUCUCAUGUAGUGUAUAGCACUAGCAUUGUAUACCAGUAAGUAACUCCUGUUUUUUUCUUUGGUCAGCCUGUUUUUUUUGUUUUUGUAAUUCUCUACAGAAGAAGGUGUGUUUCUGAUCUGAACCUGUUCCGAUACCUUUUAAAAGACAGGGCUGUGCCUCUGCAGCAGGUAUGAUAGGUGACUGAACUGCUCACAAAUUCUGUGAGUUUUCAAGGGCGAUUUUUAUGUAUUUAAGUGACCCUUACAAAACUGAUUUGCCCAAGGAACACUGCCAGAUGCAUGGGCACACACUUCAGUUCAGCUGCAUUGUUAACUUUUUCAUUGCCAGUGUAAAAAGAGUGCAAGUGUGCCACAAUAAAAAUGGCAAUUUCCAUUUGUCUUGGGUAUGAUCCUUGUGUUUUAAAUUUUGUAAACAUUUUUUUUGUUGUUGUUUUGGUGUGUGAUGUGUGGCCUUGGUUCCUUAUUCAACACUAUCGGCUGGUUUCACAGACUUGAUUAGAUCUUGUAUUAUUGUACCUUACCUAAGUUAACAUAAGGUAGUCUGUGAAACCAGCCAUAUGUAUGUUUUGUUGUAAACCACACUUUGUAAAAUAAAGGCAGCUGACAAACAUUGAAACAGCAAGCUACAAAAUACUGCAAUUCAAAUUCCUUAAAGUGCUGUACAGAACUUCAUGUAUUUUUUACGAGUUGACUGUAUUUCACACACAGUUCAUACGGAUUGUAAUUGCACUCUUCUCCUGUUGUGCUUUAUAACUGGAAUAUAAAUUCUUGUUUUAAA